UGGUGCUUCCCCCUUUUUUUUUUAAAUAUCUUAUAGCUUCUCUGUCAUUCUUCCAAAUCAACAACCCAAUUGUAGAAGCUGUUUGGGGAGAUGGGUGCUAUCCUUCUUUGGUGUUUCUCUUUCUUUUCCUUGAGUCUUUUCCUCACUUCAGGUUCAAGUGUUGCAGAGAAACCUCCUUCAGAAGCAAUCCAGCAAAACAAAUUACUGCACCAUCAAGAAAACAAGAUGCUCUUCUCAUCUUCAGUGUCCACCACACAACUGGAUACGGUUCCCAUUGUCAACCCAACAACUCCAGGCACAACAAACCCAACUCCUAUAGUAUAUCCUCCAUCCCCACCGGCACCGACCACGACAGAGCCGACCAUAACUCCUCCCACCCCACCCACAAUAACUCCGAUGCCCCCGACCACCACAACUCCAACGUCCCCGACCACCACAACUCCAACAUCCCCGACCACCACGACUCCCACAACGUCAGGCGGCUCUUGGUGUAUUGCAAACCCGACAGCUUCAGAAACAGCUUUACAGGUGGCUAUUGACUAUGCUUGUGGCUAUGGAGGUGCGGACUGUUCUGCAAUUCAACCAGGAGCAAGUUGUUACAACCCAAACACCCUGCGUGACCACGCUUCUUAUGCCUUCAAUGACUAUUACCAGAAAAAUCCAGCGCCUACUAGCUGUGUAUUUGGAGGAACUGCACAACUUACCAACACUGACCCAAGUACUGGAAACUGUCACUUUGGAUCAUCCAAGACAACACCCAGCACAACCUCACCGGUUAUCCCAACGCCGACAACAAGCACGAUGACUCCGCCAACAACCAUGAUGACUCCAACAACACCAACCAUGACUAUACCCGGUGGAUCAACAGUAUAUGGUGCAGAACCAACAGGGAGCCCCAACUCAGCCAUCUCAGUCUCCUACUGUCCGCUGAUGCUCUUCACCACAACUGCUCUCUUGGGGGUACUAGCAGCAAAUUAUCUUUAACUGAAGGAAAUCAAGUUCAGUCACUCUCUCCAAGACAAGCUGGCAAUUCACUCAGUCUGCCAGCACACUUCAUGAAUUUCAAAGGAGGCACUUAAAAUCGACAUUGGGAAAUUGUAGCAUCUCAAAGCCUCGUUCUCAGCAUUAAGUUUUUAAGUUACCUAUGUAUACGUGAUAGUGGAGGAAGAAGCACAGGAGAAAACGCAGAAGAGCAAAGAAGUCUAUAGGUUCUAGUACUUGUAAGACUCAUAGUUACUUUCUCUGCAGUGUUAGCAUAAUAAAUUAUUUAGACAAGCCCAUCCAGCUUUAGGACUGCUUUCCAAAUGAAGAGACCUGUACUCGAAAUCAGCUAGGGCAUGAAUUAAUUUAUAGACCUACAAGAGUAAUAAGAAGUAGAUUUUCUUCUAGAAUAUCACACAAUUUUGGUCAGUAUAUUUCCAAUAUCAGAUAUAGUUGGUUUAUUUGGUCAUCUAAUAAAGAUCAUGGUAUUUGAAUAGUUGGUGUUAGAAUAUUAAUUAAAUGAUUAAAUUUAACCUUUCUAUCAGCUUAAGCUUUUAGGAUAAUUGGUGAUUUAACAUAGAAUCAGAACCAGAUGUUAUGAGUUCAAACACUGACUCUACAAUUCACCCCACAUUUCAGUUAUAUAAUCCACAUGUAAUUAAAUGAUUAAAUUCACAUAUUUCUAUUAGCUUAAAACUUUUGCGAUAAAUGAGAAUUUAACAAUUGAGACAGCAUAUAGCCAGCGAUAAGGAUGACUAGGGAUAUAUAUUAGUAAAAGAAAUUACAAUUUCUCUUUCUGAAAAAAUGCAUAUGAAAAAGAAAAUCGUGUAAACUGAAACUACAUUUGGAUUGUUUGAAACUCAUACAAACAUUUGCAUUCAAAUGCUAUCCAGACAAACGAAAAGGAACUAGCUCUAUCAGGUGGUGUCUGCAGGCAACAGACAAAUGUGCAUAGACUUCACCAAUUCAAGCCCUCCAAAUGGCAUUUUGCAUCACAGACAAAAGGUGGUGACAUUAUAUUAUUUAAAACAAAUAAAAGUAGCUCAUGGGCACAUACCAUAUCCUUUCUAGAUAAUUUAUAUGCUUUCAUUUCAUUGUUCAAGCCUACCAGCAGUCCAGUACAAAGUGUACUAAUGAAGUAUUUAACUCAGAAUAUUUUAAUAAUUUCAUAAAAAAAGAAAAGUCAAAGAAAAUAUUAAGUGCUUGUUUGGCAAACUGCUACAAAAUUCUUUUCACAUUUCAAAUGUUGAAAAUUCUUCUCAACCAAAUGAAUUUUCAGACGUGGCCCCCCCUAUUAUUAACACACUUUUCAAAAAAGAAAAAAGUGACGCAUGGCCACCAAGGUUGCCGGAUCACCACUACAGUAACAGUGCCGCCACCACUGUGGUGUAACAAUUUUUUAAUUUUGUUAAGAUUUUUUUUUUUUUUUUAAUAUUUCUUAAUAUUUAAUUUUUACAAAACACUUCCAUUUUACCAAACCAAUUUUCAACUUUUCUCAAAUGAAGCCCCACCAAAUCAAUUCUCGAACUUUUUAUCUUUUUCAAAACCCCAAAUCCAAAAUACUUUUCUAAAUUUAACCAAACGGGUCCAAAGAUCUAAAAGCUUAAUCUGAAGCAUUUGAUGAUCCCAACUUCUUGCACAUAAUUUAUAUGUCAGAAGGGAAGCAAUUUUCCCAACUUCUAGAAGAAAUGGAAGGGCUGAUUCGAUCCAAGCUGCAUAACUAAUCACCUAGGAGAGUAAGAACAAAAUCUUUAUUUAUUUUUUACAAUGGUUUUCUCUACUCUUAAGAAAACCAUAUGUUUUUGUAAACCACUCGAGCGGCUACGAUGAGAAAGAGAAAGGGAAAGGGAGAGAGGAUUAGGGAUUUGUUCGUAGAUAAUAAAUUAAGCUUGAUAUUGUAUUGUGCAAGAAGUAAUCCGGGACAGAGCAACGGGCUUAUGAGAGAGAGCUUAGGAAUUUGUCUAUGGAUAAUAAACGAAGUUUCAUAUAGUAUUGUGCAAGAAGUGAUCUGGGCCAGAAUAAUAUAUAAGAAAACCAAUAAAAAAACUCAGGCAAGACCACACUAGUAAAAAAUACUUCAUCAUUUGAAGAAUGCUACUACACAUUCAGCAUAUUUAUUGUGCUCAUUACAGAUAAAUAUAUCUAAUAAGAGAAAGAAAGUUCCAUUAACUUCGAUUGUUCUGUUAUUCUA
Messenger RNA from Corylus avellana, 3172 nucleotides. RefSeq lists its product as uncharacterized. NCBI's taxonomy places the organism in Eukaryota, Viridiplantae, Streptophyta, Magnoliopsida, Fagales, Betulaceae. The record is from RefSeq and is a predicted model, not a curated record.